Messenger RNA from Episyrphus balteatus (marmalade hoverfly), 1008 nucleotides. Its product is annotated as glucose-dependent insulinotropic receptor-like. The coding region runs from base 1 to 1008 and encodes 335 amino acids. Lineage: Eukaryota; Metazoa; Arthropoda; Insecta; Diptera; Syrphidae. Gene Ontology annotation, molecular function: G protein-coupled receptor activity. The record is from RefSeq and is a predicted model, not a curated record. The transcript has 4 exons. Gene Ontology annotation, cellular component: membrane. Gene Ontology annotation, biological process: adenylate cyclase-activating G protein-coupled receptor signaling pathway; G protein-coupled adenosine receptor signaling pathway.
AUGGAUUUGCUUAUCAAAUGUAUGGAAAACAAUCCCGACCUUGCCAAACACCCAAGUCCAAGCCAAGGACAAGAACCACGAGCGACUAAUAUAUUUUUAGGAAACAUUUCAUUGGCCGAUAUGAUAAUAGGAAUUGCAACUUUAUUUAUUCUCAUAUGUCCUUAUCAAUUUCAUAAUGAAAUCUCAUGUAAUCUAUGCAUAGGCUUAGUUGGCACGGCUACAAUGGCAUCGGUUUUCAGCAUCGGACUAAUAGCAAUCGACCGUUAUCUUUACAUUCUGUACGGCCUUCACUAUCAUAGAUAUUUUACAACAAAGUAUCCACAUUGGAUGAUUUUAUUAGUUUGGUUUCUUGGUAUGAUGUUCGGAUGUGUUCCAAUAUUUAUUUGGAAAUACCCAAUGAAUGGAGAAAUCUGUUUUUAUUUAGACUUACUGCCACCAAAGAUUUUUAUAAUUCCUGUAUCGGUGGCAAUGGUUCCAAUGAUCCUUAUAAUGGUACUCUACAGUAUAAUUUUGAAAAAUGCUUUGAACAGCAGGUCCCAUACAUUUAGCAGUUUCCAAAAUCAUGAGGCAGAUUUACGUAUUUUCCGUGGAAGAGAACAAAUCAUCACAUCGAAUUGUGCCGAUGAGGAGUCUAGAGUUCGAUCGUAUGGUCUGUCCUGCUGUAAAAGAAAAACACUUGAGAUAACACCAAGUUUAAAUGACGAAAACAAAUGGAAAGCAGUAAAAAUUGUUGCCUAUACAACAGGAGCAUAUUUCAUCACAUGGUUCCCAUAUUUCGUGACAAGUAUUUGCUUAGCAUUUUGUGACAUGAAUUUAAAUGUCGAGCAUUGUGAAUAUCUUAUUAAUUUACUAAGUGGUCCAUUAUCGUUAUUUUGUUUAACAAAUAGUCUAUUUAAUCCUCUUAUUUAUGCAUGGUGGCAUCCUGGAUUUAAAAUAUCGGUUAAAAAAAUGUAUUCCAGUUUGCUUGAGAAAAUAUGUCAAAAACAACCGAUGACAGAAAAAUUUUAA